Molecule: messenger RNA, 2592 nt
Organism: Cydia fagiglandana
Lineage: Eukaryota; Metazoa; Arthropoda; Insecta; Lepidoptera; Tortricidae
Gene: Fibp
Product: acidic fibroblast growth factor intracellular-binding protein
Exons: 11
Coding region: 55-1128 (357 amino acids)
Cellular component (GO): nucleus
Source: RefSeq, a predicted model, not a curated record
CUUUCAAAGUCGCCGUGUUUUCUUAUUGUAUAAAAACAUUAAAAUAAUCACAAAAUGUACACAGAGGUGGAUGUAUUCGUUAGUAAUUACACUCUAAUAGACCCUGAAAUAUAUCAGUUAUGGAUAGAAGGUUGCUCAUCAAGCGAAGCAGUGUCCACGCUGCACCAGCGUGGAGUUGCCAAGCAGAUGGGGGCCUCCGUGGAGCUCAUCGCCAGCGAUGUGCUAGAUCACUACAGGACAUUUGCGCUCUUGGAGCGACUGCUCACAGUGCCCACCAAGCUGUCGGAGCAGAUGGUGUUCCAGAUAGACGAGGCUACCAAGCAGAUGCUCAUUGAGAAGUAUUAUGAAUUGGACGAUGCUGUAAUAAGGGAGCUACUCGGGCGAAAACUGUCGUCACGGCAUAGAAAAGAUUUGGAUGAGGUGGCGGAGCGCUCGGGCGCGCCGCUGCGUUGCUGCCGGCGACAGUUCGACAACGUGCGCCGCGUGUUCCGGGGCGUCGAGGAGAUGCCUGGCAACGUCGUCGCCAAUAUUAGGUCCACGUUCUUACUCUCGGAGCCACUGGCCAAGAAAUAUGGCGCGGUAGUGUUCAUAGCGUGCAUGCGUUUCGAGACCACGAAACGCAAGCUACAGUAUCUGUGCUUCAACGACUUCUAUCACUGCGCUCAGUCAAUAAUGACGUCAUGGACUUAUUCCUGCACCGGCCCAGAGUACUACGACACUGAGAUGGACCGCGAGUUCCUUCUAGAACUCAGGGAGCUACGGAUCCUCUUGGACAAGGAGAAGGAGCACAAACACUUGAUAUGUAUGCGUCUGAAACCGAAGCUGUUGGAGAAAUCAUACCAAGAGUUAGAACUAAACUUCAGGUUAUAUACGAGAGCUCUAGUGGGUCUGGCGUGCAACCUUCAUCGAGGGAGAGAGCUGAGGUCACUCUUUAUUGACCUCCUGGAAAGGUGUGUGGAGCCACUACGCGCAGGCGGGUGGCCGCGCACAGACUUGGCUCAGUUUUUGAGUGCAUACGAGCAAUGUGCGCUACAGAUGGACGUGCUAAGAGAGGCGGAUUUGAAGAGCGUCUGGGAGAGAUACAUGAAAGUAGUCAGUCAGUGUUUGCUCACAAUGUAUCACGUUUAAAAUACAGAAAAUUCGUUAGCAAAACAAUAACUUCAACUAAAUUAUUACUGAUAAAAAAAACGCUAACCACGAAGAAUAUUGUACAUACCCGCCUGUUCCUAUCUCUAUUGCACGCGCAUAAUUAUGUUGCUGUUCCGCUCGCACAGUGUCAUCAACCGCCGGCUUCAUGGGCGGGACAGCAAUAUAAUUACGCGCGUGCGAUAGAGAUGGGAAGAGAACAGGCGGCGCGCAGUGCAAGAAGUGCAGCCGCCGCGAGCACUCGAGCCUGAGGAAGGACCCCCGACGGGUCCGAAAUAUGUCGCCAAUAGCGACUAAAAAUACAAGUGAGUGUAAUAUAAAUAUUGUGAGAUCAGGGGGGUAAUGUACGAAAUCAAAUCAAUCUCGUGGACCCUAGCAACUUUUAAAUUUCCUGCCGGCCUAGCCAAGGUUACAAUCGCUAUCGCUUCGACAACGAAACGCUUUGUGCCUCUCUUUCACUCUUCUAUAUUAGUGCGACAGUGACAAUUGCGUUUCGAUCGCUACGGAGCGUAAGCGAUUGGCAUGUUGGCUACGCGGCCUGUGUAAAAUUUUCUGAUAUCUAGUUCUGUAAUAGGUACUAUUCAUGGAGUUAACUGUACAAUUCGUUUUUGUGUAGAUAUAUUCAUUUAGUCUGCCAAAUUCACAGAAAAUAUCCAUAGAAAAAUUAGAAAGCAGGAGGGCCGUUUUUCCAUAGAAAUAUUAUAUUUCGUUUUUUCUACUGUUUGGCUAUUGACUAUAUUAGUUAUAGACUAGGUAUUAUUAGCUAAUACACAUAGUAUGUGUGAAAUAGAAACGAAUUGAGGUGUAAGUCUCGUGUGUUUAAAUGUAUGUUAUAAUAUACGUGAUUACUUAUUGUAAAGUUUUUGAAUAUUUGUAGAAAUAUAUUUUCUCAAAAAUGGACGGCAAAGUCGACUUUGCCGUCUAAAAAAUAGGUCGCGAAGCGCGUAGUUUAUGGUCACUCAAAAAUUAAAAAGUUAAAAACAUUGCAGUCUCGCUUUUGGGACUGCAAUGUUGCAUACAAAUUCCAUUAUUUGUCGAGUUCCAAACUUUUUAAAAUUUGAAAUGGCCAUAUUAAAUGAAGGCACAGGCCCAUUAAACAGCCAAACAGAUGAUUAGUACCGCGACUAUUUAGUUGUCUCAAAUAGUUUCGGCAGAAAAAUACACUUCUAUUUUUUUAUUAAAAAAAUAAAAAGGCGGUAAGGGCUUUUUUCUGUGAAAAUAUAUACGUAAGAACGUUGGUUUUGUAAAAUAUUUCUAUGAUAUUUAUAUUUCUUGCACCAUUUUUGAGAAAAGCACUAUAUAUGACUCGGCUGGAAGGCUACUUGCUGGCUUCGGAUUCAAUUAAACGGACUCCCAAGGUCGUCCGUUUAAAACGAAUCCUCAGCCUGCAAGUAGCUACUUCGGAGCCUCGACAAUAAUGUAAGUACUAUUAAAGUUUUCAAACAA